This is a messenger RNA of Daldinia decipiens, 1668 nucleotides long. RefSeq names its product FAD/NAD(P)-binding domain-containing protein. The record is from RefSeq and is a predicted model, not a curated record. The coding region runs from base 136 to 1491 and encodes 451 amino acids. The transcript has 3 exons. NCBI's taxonomy places the organism in Eukaryota, Fungi, Ascomycota, Sordariomycetes, Xylariales, Hypoxylaceae.
GGCUGAUCGACUCUUUCUUAAAAUAACUGAACUAUCCGGACCAAGACCGUUUUUUCAUUUGCCUCAUCUCCGAUAUUCAGUAACCGUUAUCCCGAAGACACAACUACCUAGGUACCUAGGUGGAAAAUCUACAGCAUGGAUAAACGCCAACUAGAAAAAGAUUACUCGCCACCCAAAAAUGUCAUUAUCAUCGGCGGGUCCCUCUCCGGACUCAUGCACGGCAUCAUGCUCCACCGUCUCGGAAGCACAGUCCGAAUCUUGGAACAGUCACUCACCCAUACACCUGUCUCUCACAUGGCAGGAGUAUGCUUAGGCAUUGAUGUACAACACCUUCUAAAGCGCUUCGAUCGCACUUCAGACAUCCCCUUGGGUAUUUCGGCUGUGCAACUACAGUCACUCGAUAGACAGGGCAAGAUCCGUCCUUUUCUACGGAUCAAUCGGAUCAUGUCUUCGUGGGAUGCACUUUAUUUCCGGCUAAGGGCCAAUUUCGACAUGCAAGCAAGCCACUAUGUUCCCCAUCCGCCUGCAUUAGAUUUAAGGGCAGAUGAGAAUUCACAUGGCGCCAAUGCAAGAGCAAGGUAUGAAAUUGGAAAGCAAGUCGUAGGGAUAGAGCAGUUUAAGACUGGUCAGCUACUGGUUCGCUAUAAAGAUCAUAUGGACGGCGGCACAGAUGCACAAGCACUGGCAGACCUAGUAAUCGGUGCUGAUGGCCCAAACUCGAUAGUCCGCACGAUCUUUUUAGACCCAGGUCAAACAGACCGGAAAUAUACGGGAUAUGUGGCAUGGCGUGGUGUAGUUCCAGAGGAGCAAGUGAGCGGAGAGACGCGAGAAGUAUUUCGGGCAAAUAUAACCUAUUCGAUAUUAAAGGGUGAAGGCGGCCACGUGAUACUUUAUUAUAUACCAGGAGAAGGCGGUUCCGUCGAGCCUGGCAAGCGCCUCUUGAACUUCUGCUGGUAUACAAACGUUCCUCUUUCCUCCCUAGAUACAAUCAUGACCGAUAUUAAUGGUAGACGGCAUCAAACCAAACUACCGCCCGGACAAGUCCGCCCUGAGGUUUGGGAGACCCAAAAGUCUAUAGCCAAAACACAAUUUGCGCCACCAUAUCUCGAAGUCAUUGAAAAAAUCAGAUCGCCUUUCCUACAUCUGAUCACUGAUUACUGCUCUUCACGCGCCUCCUUUAUGGGAGGCAAAGUCCUGCUAGUUGGAGAUGCAGUCACCUUGCUGCGACCGCACAUUGCUUAUUCUACGAAUCAAGCCGCAUACCAUGCUCUCUUGACCGAAAAACUAGUCACUGGAAAGCUGACGCUGGAGAAAUGGGAGUACCAAGUAACGACCGCUGCAUAUCUGCAGUGGAGGCGAAGCGCGUGGUUCGGAGAAUAUUUCCAGCGACCCCUUUAUAUUUCCAUUGGAACCGCUAUGCUCUUCUGGGCUACAUCUGCGUUGGCAAAGCUGAGGAUUUGGAUGGGGUGGUUGCCACCGCAGGCAAUUUAGGUAUCAGGCAAGGAGAAUGAAGUGUCAUUCCUAUAAUUGGCUAUAUAUUCAAUAUUUACCUAAAAGAGGAAAAAUAGACAGCUUUGAGUUGAAGAGAGUCGUCGAAGGGUUUAACACGAUGUUUUCAAAGGUAUGGAGACACUAAGGGGGCAGAUAGGAAGGGAGAAUAUAGGUACC